Messenger RNA from Castor canadensis (American beaver), 879 nucleotides. RefSeq names its product chromosome 11 C17orf50 homolog (gene Pgbdf). NCBI's taxonomy places the organism in Eukaryota, Metazoa, Chordata, Mammalia, Rodentia, Castoridae. The record is from RefSeq and is a predicted model, not a curated record.
AUGGAUAAGCACGGCGUGAAGACCCCCUUGUGGAAGAAGGAACUGGAGGAGGCCGAGGCCAGGGAGGCGGAGCGGGAGGAGGAGGCCGAGGUGUCGGGGGAGGAGGACGAGCAGAGGCCAACGGCAGAGAACCCGGCGGAGGGCGGCGCGGAGGGCGAGACGGAGGCGCGCGAGCCGGAGGAGCGCGCGGCCGGGGAGCGGAGUUCGGUGUCCUACUGCCCGCUGCGCCAGGAGCCCAGCGGCCAGCAGGUGGCGCCGCUGAGGCGCGUGGACAGCAGCUUUUGGAGUUGGCUCAGUCCCUUAGUGCUGCUCGCCGGCCUAGCGGCUCCGGCCGAAAGGACGCGUCCUCUUCCCGAGGAGCCGUGCGUGUUGGAGACGCGGCGGCGACCGCCGCGCCACGGAGGCUGUGCGCGCUGCGAGAUCCUUUUUUGCAAGAAAUGCAGGAAUCUGCACAGCCACCCGGCCUAUGUGGCUCACUGUAUUCUGGAGCACCGGGAUCGGGGUAAGCAGGAAACCAACGGCGUGCUCGGAGUCUGGCCCCCAAUUCUCUGCAUCCUUCUCCUGUCCCCUGACACGGAGCCCUGUCCGGCACCUCCCACAGAACUGCUCCCUUGUCCGAGCCGCCUUUCGGAGCACGCCCUCUGGCGAGAAGGCACUGUUGGUGCGAGUCCCACCUGUCAUCUAGCGGAGCCCCAAGCAGAGCCCAGUAUGAUCCAGAACCUCACUUCUGCCAUAGCGCUCCGUGGAGGGCUCUCGCCCCAGGCAGCACCCAGCACCUACCACCCACCUGUUUCACGUCCUCACCUGCAUCUCUUUCAGGUCCUUCCGGCAGAGACACCGCCUAGAGAAAAUAAACUCCUGAUUCCCUCAUCCCUGUGA